AAGACCUUUGGUUUACAUACCUAGAAUGUCAAAACUCAAGAGCGUAUCAAAAGAUGAGAUGCAAUAAUGAACGGUGGUAUACCCCCCUGUCGCCCACCCGCACCCGCGCAUCCCACUACGUCAUCGCCCAAUCCGGCUCCCAUUUCAACACCAUGCUGGACAUCAUCAGACCGCAGCCUACCCUCCCUUCCGCAACACAUUCCCAACCAGCCAGAAAGAUGCGCCAGCAGUCCACUUCAUGAAAAGAGCACAUUGACAAUCGAAAAAGCCAUGUCCAUACUCACCUCGCCCCUAACCGCCCUGCCACUGGCGCCACUCCUCGUCCUCCCCUUCCUCUCCUCCUGGUCCACCUCCCUCAACCUCCUCUUCUUCUCCCUCACCUGGACCACCAUCGCCGCCACCUACUCUCCCCUCCAACUCGAAGCCUUCGGGCCCUUCGUUGUGCGCGUACUGCUUUAUCUCCUCCCCUCCGCCCUAUUCCUCUUGUUUGACCUCGGCGUUCCCAGUCUAGCCGCGCAGGUGAAGUCGCAGGGGGAGCAUGCGCUACCAGUCCGGGCGGCCGGGGGAAAGAAGAAGGUCUGGCGGAUUGUGGGGUGGAGUGUCUUUAAUGUGGCGUUGGGGUUAGCGCUGCAGGCGGGGUUGGAAUGGCUCGUCACGGAUGUGCUGCAUUUCAGGAGCUUGCUGAAAAUCAAGGGGAGUAAGUGGAGUCUGAACCACCUGCCGAAUCCGUGGAGUAUGGUCCAGCAUGCUGUGCUCGGGUUGGUUGCGCGGAAUGUUCUCCAAUACUACAUCCACCUCUACCUCCUGCACUCGGCCGACGGCGGCAUUCUAUCCACAUGGCACGAGACGUGGCAGCACAGCGUGCGCAUUCCCUUCUCCUUUGUCGCCGCCUACGACCAUCCCGUGUGCUAUCUCCUGCAUCGCUUCUUACCCUUGUACCUGCCUGCCAUUGCCUUCCGCUUCCACAUCCUGACCUACAUUUUUCUCGUCGCCGCCUUCUCGCUCGAAGAGCUGUUCAUAUACUCGGGCUACAGCGUGCUACCGUCCACCAUCAUGUUGCGCGGAAUGGCGCGCAGGACCGAGGCCCACUUCAUGAGUGGAGCAGAGGGGAAUUUCGGCCCACUGGGAGUGCUGGACUGGGUGCAUGGAACGACCCUGGGGAAAGAUGUCAUGGACGAUUUGAAAGCUGAGAUGGACAAACAUGACGUCCAGGAACGGGCGGGAAAAGCCAUUGAUGAUGCUGGGGAUGCUGCCAAUGGGGUGGCGGCAAAGAUGAAGAGGAGGGCUCGUAAAAGGAGAGGAUAGGAUAUGUCGAAUGGCUGAAGGGCGCGAUUUGUUGCCUCCGGUAUUAUGCUCUGGUCAGUUCGGAAUUGGUUCAACUUUGGCGGACGCUGCUGCGCGGCAGGUUAUGGCUGUGUUGCUUGAUUCGCAGAUACCCUUCUCUUGCUCGCUGAAAAUAUUUUCGGUUUCUGUUAUCGUUCUGUAAUGGUUAUAAUUCGACGGUAAACCUAGUCAGUUGGAAUCCACCCAAUAUCAUCGCUUGUCUGUGGG
This is a messenger RNA of Westerdykella ornata, 1551 nucleotides long. RefSeq lists its product as uncharacterized. The record is from RefSeq and is a predicted model, not a curated record. Gene Ontology annotation, biological process: ergosterol biosynthetic process. Gene Ontology annotation, molecular function: C-4 methylsterol oxidase activity; iron ion binding. NCBI's taxonomy places the organism in Eukaryota, Fungi, Ascomycota, Dothideomycetes, Pleosporales, Sporormiaceae. The coding region runs from base 271 to 1305 and encodes 344 amino acids. The transcript has 2 exons.